Mytilinidion resinicola is the source of this 1434-nucleotide messenger RNA. RefSeq names its product FAD/NAD(P)-binding domain-containing protein. The annotation marks the transcript as partial. NCBI's taxonomy places the organism in Eukaryota, Fungi, Ascomycota, Dothideomycetes, Mytilinidiales, Mytilinidiaceae. The record is from RefSeq and is a predicted model, not a curated record. The transcript is spliced from 5 exons.
AAAGCAAUUGAUAUUGGAGGCACCUGGUCUAAGAACACAUACCCUAAUCUCAGCUGCGAUAUCCUUUCCCAGUUAUACUCUUACUCCUUCGCCCCCAACCCCGACUGGUCAACAACAUACGCAAGCCAACCUGAAAUUCUGGCCUACAUCAAACGCGUAGCCCAAAAUCUUCAGUUUCGCAUUCAUUUGCACCAAGAGUGCGUUUCCGCCCAGUGGCUAGAAGAUACGGAUCUACGGAGGGUAGAGUUUCUGGAUACCACCACCAACGAAGUGUAUGUGCGGCACUCUCGUGUUCUGUGUACUGCUGUUGGAUUCCUAGAUAUCCCAAAGGGCCCUGAAAGUAUUGCUAAUAUCCAAGAAUUUCGGGGAAGAAUAUUCCACAGCUCUGAUUGGGACCGCAAGGUUAACUUUGAAGGAAAGGAUGUCGUGGUCGUUGGGAACGGUGCUUCAGCAAACCAGUUCGUCCCGUGGCUACUCACUCAGAACACCGGUCUGAGGAACCUGGUCCAGGUCGUCCGAAGCGCACAAUGGAUCGCUCCUAAGGAAACUCAACGAAUUGAGAAGGUACAGAAAUGGGUUUUGAGAAACAUCCCGUUCACAAAUCGACUAUCUCGCUGGUGGCUAGCUAUGAAGCUUGAUCUCGCCUUCGUCGCUUUCAAAGACAGUUUCUUAGGCUGCCACGUCAGAGGGAGGCUGGAGGCGUCACUUGUUUCCUAUAUAGAGAAGACCGCCCCGAGUCAAUACCGUUCUAUCCUUGUCCCUUCUUACGCAUUCGGCGCCAAGCAUGCCAUAUUAGACCACGGAUAUCUUGCUUCACUUCAUGAUCCCAAAGCGAAGUUGAUCAAAUCCAAGAGUCUAAGAAUUAUCAGUGCGAACCAAAUUGCAGACGAAAGCGGCGUUGCAUAUCCUGCGGACAUUAUUAUUCUAGCUAAUGGAUUCAAGACAGCGCAGCUUCUCACCCUAAUGCAAAUCACGGGCCUAAACGGACUCAAUCUCAGGGAUAUAUGGGAGCGCGGGCCUGAUGGGGCGAGGGCAUAUAUGGGAGUAAUGGUGUCUGGGUUUCGGAAUCUCUUUCUGCUUACAGGUCCGAACACGCUUCCGUCGGGACAUUCAACGCUUCUUGGCAUCGAGCACUCUGUAACAUACAUCCUGCGCCUGCUUGAGCCUUUGCUUGGGUCAAAAGUGCUGUCCAAUCAGCCAAGCGCGUCCAAGAUUGAAGUAAAGAAAGAAGCAGAGGAUGGUUUCAACAAAUUCGUAGAGCGCAGGAUGAAGGGGCUGGUGUAUACGUCUGAUAUCAGCACUUGGUAUAUUGAUAAGCGGACGGGGAAGAAUCAUCUUGUAUGGCCGGGAAGCCAGUUGGGGUUUUGGUGGUCGAGGUGCGUCGAGAUGGUCCGCUGGACUGACUUUGUCCUCUCGAAGGAGAAGACGACGUGA